CAUAGACGGCCAAUAUAUUUACUCACGCUCUUUACUCACGUUGUCCUUCCCCCACCACUUCCACUGAAUCUAGACUUAAUUAUCUACUUUACACCAAACCCACUAUGGCUGCUGGACAAGAUGAACCGUUGGCUCUUACUCUGAGCUUGUACGAAGAUGAUAACGCCGAUGACCAAUUCUGCAAGAGUUUGAUGCAGGCCCUGGUCGACGGUUCCCGAACUCCGUCCCAGCUCGCAGCCGAUCUUGAUGCCUGGGUUGUGAAGGAGUCUUCAAGCAGAUUGCAAAAGUUCUCAGACCAACCUGAUCUCGUCGAGAAAGACGACGACGGACAUGUGCUCCGCGCUAGCAUGCCAAAUGCGAGCGGGUACGUCGAACGCUUCUUUCAGAGCUUUCCCAACCUGUGCUCCGUUUUCCCGCCGCACCACGACGGCCAGACCAGGAUCGUUCAAUUUCUUGAGGCCUUGUUAGCCAUUCCCAACCACGAGGUUCCCGAUUACUUUGUGGAAGGCGGCAACCCUAAAGACGUUCAUACGAUAACCCUAUGGUCGGACCGCGGCUAUUCGACCGAGUAUCUUCGUAUUGGAGCAGAUGCUAUCAGAUAUCCCGGUUCGGGAAUCGAGAACCCCGGCAGUGAGUCGGAGACUCGCUGGCGCAACUACCAGUCUGCCAUAGCGCGCAUCACCUUGACCGGCUUCGCUGAAUGCGGCUUCGCUAGCGCGCUGCGCGAUAUCCUGCCCAGCGGCAAGAAAUAUCCCAGUUUCAAUGUCCAGGUCGCGUCCAAGCCUGACACUAUUGGAGGCCACAUACUGGCUGCGGCGCAGUGGCUUAUAUGGCCUGACGAGGCGCGCUACGUAUAUCAGCAGUGUAAGAAAAAGGAAAAGACGGACAAGAAGAAUCCGCGGGACACGUGGAGCAUGGAAAAUUGGAGGAUAUGGAAAGCGCAGUUCCAACUCUUUGCUUGGGACGAGAGAAUCGACCCGCGAGCUCGCGAGGUGGCCAAGAAAGCCGUCGAUAGGAUUACCGAAGUUGAAGAGUAAGACGGAUCCUCGUGAUCCUGGAUUUUACCACUCUACACGUGUAAUUGAAGUCUUCUGAGGCGACUUAACAUACAUCUACCAUGGGAAUUAGUCAUGAUUGAGAAAAUAUAGGUACCUAUAUAUGCCAUAUGUAUACUAGUAAGUACCUAGAUACAUGAGAUUCGCAUGGCGUUAGCGCCGGGCGCAAAUCAUUAGUAUAUCGUGAGGCAGCCAAUUUAGUGGAUUACUAUCUCGGCGGGGAGUCAUCCAAUACGUUU
Annulohypoxylon truncatum is the source of this 1294-nucleotide messenger RNA. RefSeq lists its product as uncharacterized. The transcript has 2 exons. The record is from RefSeq and is a predicted model, not a curated record. Bases 105 to 1037 code for a protein of 310 amino acids. Lineage: Eukaryota; Fungi; Ascomycota; Sordariomycetes; Xylariales; Hypoxylaceae.